AUGGCUUUCCAACAGCGCCUGGAGGAGCUUCCGGCACCGUCGUCCUCGGGUCGAAUGCUGGCGCUGCCCGGCUCCACGCAGGAGUUUCGCCAAGAGGAUGAGGAUGAUGAGUUCAGCCAGUCCUCGGACGAGUCCUCCCUGGGGCUGGCUCUGGAUGAGGUGGAUGCCAAUGAUCUCCUUGCUGUACCCCCUGGUGCCGAGAAUGCGGAGAAUGCCCAGGCAGAAGAAGGGGAAGCCGCGCAGCCGCAGAAGUGGGGCACAGACAAGCGUGAUGCGGAGUGGGUAAGCCUCAAAAGGCAGAUGGCAAGCCAGAAGAAGGCGCACGAUGAACGCUGGACGACUGCAAAGCAUUUCCCUGGUGUGCGAGAAUUUGUGCGAAGGUACGAGCUUGCGAACCAGGUGAACAACUGGGACAGGGCGGUGGACAACGUCACGUUGAAGAUCGACAACAUGGCGCGUCAGAGAGGACAGCUGGGAGUCGUGGCUGAGUUGCGGAAGGAGGAGCUGCGCCAGAUAUUCCCCAUCAUCCAGCGGCUACAGUGGACCAAGUGGUCUAGUGGGCAACUUAGUCUCCCUUCGGGCUGGAGCUGUCAGCAGUAG
Molecule: messenger RNA, 600 nt
Organism: Symbiodinium natans
Lineage: Eukaryota; Dinophyceae; Suessiales; Symbiodiniaceae
Source: the annotation of a GenBank genome assembly